AUGGUCGAUACCCUCUGCGGUGUCUGCAACACCGAGCCCAAGAAAUACAAAUGCCCUACCUGCGCGCUCCCGUAUUGCUCCCUCGCCUGCUUCCAAACUCACAAAUCGACACAUCCUCUCGCCACACCUCAGCCUACCCAAAGCUUACCCUCCCUCCCCCAACCACCACCGCCCGCGCCCAUCCCACGCUAUCUGAAAUCAAAAACCGAUUUCUCUGUCCUCGCCACAGAUCCAAAGUUCCAGGACCUCUUGAAAUCAAAUCCCACACUUCUCGCGUCCCUCCAGCGCGUUUAUGCUACGACCAUCGAGCCAGAUCCAGAGGAAGAAGCGCGGCGGCGCAGGAUGACGAGAGGGGGGUUUAGGGGACGUGGCAGUAGAGGGCGAGGAGGAAGAUGGGGAGGGCAUAGCGAUCGGGAACAGCCAAGGUGGACACAGAAGAAGGGGGAUGCGGAUGCGAUGCGGAUGUUGAAGGGGUUUAGGAAUGAGGAGGAUGGGCAGGAGGGGGACGGUAUGGCUGCGUUUGUACAGUUGGUUGAGGAGAUGUUUGGGCAAGGGGAGAAGGAGGAAGGAGAUUGA
Molecule: messenger RNA, 576 nt
Organism: Dothidotthia symphoricarpi CBS 119687
Lineage: Eukaryota; Fungi; Ascomycota; Dothideomycetes; Pleosporales; Dothidotthiaceae
Exons: 2
Coding region: 1-576 (191 amino acids)
Biological process (GO): snoRNA localization; maturation of LSU-rRNA from tricistronic rRNA transcript (SSU-rRNA, 5.8S rRNA, LSU-rRNA); box C/D snoRNP assembly
Cellular component (GO): pre-snoRNP complex; nucleus
Source: RefSeq, a predicted model, not a curated record